This is a messenger RNA of Bolinopsis microptera, 1029 nucleotides long. RefSeq lists its product as uncharacterized. The record is from RefSeq and is a predicted model, not a curated record. Lineage: Eukaryota; Metazoa; Ctenophora; Tentaculata; Lobata; Bolinopsidae. Bases 1 to 924 code for a protein of 307 amino acids. The transcript has a single exon. Gene Ontology annotation, molecular function: phosphopantothenate--cysteine ligase activity. Gene Ontology annotation, cellular component: nucleus; cytoplasm. Gene Ontology annotation, biological process: coenzyme A biosynthetic process.
AUGUCUGAUGACAUUUUUAGAGAUGCUUACAAACCAGCAGAGUACAAUUCUAAUAUUUCAAAAGCAAAGGUAUAUUUGACAACCUGUGCCAUUAACUGUGAUAGUCCAAUUGUCCUUGUUACAUCUGGCGGCACUACAGUGCCACUAGAAUGCAACACUGUCAGAUUCAUUGAUAAUUUUAGCACUGGGAAACGUGGUUCAGCUAGCACUGAGUAUUUCCUUAGAAGGAACUGCUAUGUUAUAUUGCUUCAUAGAUCUGGAUCUUUGAGACCGUUUUUCAGACAUUUUGAUGCUAACAUGGUUGAUGAAGCAUUCUCGGUUGAUGAAAGGGAUGAUUUGGUGGUAAGAAAGGAUUCAGAGCUGGGCAAAAACUUUAGAUCAAUAUAUGAUGCUUAUCACAAAUUUAGAAACAAACUUCUCAUGAUAGAAUUUGAAACAUGUAGCGAAUAUCUAUGGUAUUUGAGAGGUAUUGCUAAUCUGCUAACAAGUUAUAAAAGUAAUGCAAUCUACUACAUGGCAGCAGCGGUUUCUGAUUAUUACAUACCUCGUGAUGCCAUGUCAGAACAUAAAAUACAGUCCAGCGAUGCAGCACUAGAUAUCAAACUAUUCCCUGUCCCCAAAAUGCUGGGACAUCUCUGCAAUACCUGGUCUCCUGAAGCUUUCUCUGUUACUUUCAAACUCGAAACAGAUUCAACGAUACUGAUUUCUAAAGCUGAAAGGUCUCUUCAAAGGUACAAGCAGAAUCUGGUGAUUGGGAACACCUUGUCUGAUCGAAGGGUUCGUGUCACCUUCAUUUCUCACUCUAAAGAUAACGUGUUGAAAGAGAGGUUGUGUGAGACGAAGGGCUCUGAUAAGUCAGAACUUGAAGAGCUGAUAGUUGAUGAACUUUUAAGCAGCUACAGAUUGUGGCUUUCUUCUGAGUAAAUUAUGUUUAUAGAGAAAAGAAAUAUUGUAAAUUGAAUGGGUUGCCAAUGUUUUGAAUACUUUUGUGCACUUUUAAUUUAUUAUGAUUUAUUACAUUCUUAAUUC